CGCUAAAAUGGAAGAUACCCCGAGGUUUUAGCGGAUUAGGGCUUUUGUAUGUGGCCCCUGCUUUUGCUUUUAAUUCGCAUUGCCCCAUUGCCCCUCCUUGAACUUUUUGCGUCACCUUUAUUUGGCGGGGCACAAUAGAUCAAAAGCUUAUCGAUAUCAUCUGCCCCGCCAUCUAUCAAACGAAAGUCUGCAUGGCGCUUAGAAAUGGAAAGUGAAGGAAGGAGGAAAGUACCGAAAGAAUAAGACUCAUUUCCACCUUUAAGGUUAUACUAUUUUAAUCAUACUUCUGUCGCAAAAAGCAUACUAAAUCUUAUUCGAAAGUGAAUGGAAAUAUUAAACUCUAUUCUAUUCUUCUUGCCUAAGCUUGCAGGUGCAGGUGCCGGGGUAACAAAAUUAGUCACUCGCUGGAAUGAUUCAUACUGAGUUCAUUCUAAGUCGCGUUCAAUUAGCAACUCCAUUAUUUCUAUUUACAACUUGAAAUAAAGAUCACAUAUUAAAAACAUUGAACCAAAUCUAUAUUAGAUUUUUACGAUAAAGUCUAACUUCAAUCUAAUAUCGUUCUUGACGAAAACUGAAACAUCACCAAGAUGCCUGUCGUGAGCCCAGAGAAGCUGGCUGCUCUGCAGCAACAUGCAGAUGAUAUAAGAAAUAUUUGUAUUUUGGCUCAUGUUGACCACGGAAAGACCUCCUUAACCGAUGCGCUUCUCGCUACAAAUGGCGUUAUUUCACCAAAACUUGCCGGCAAGAUCCGAUAUCUGGAUUCACGGCCAGAUGAACAAAUCAGGGGUAUCACUAUGGAAUCUUCCGCCAUCUCAUUAUACUUCUCUAUGCUUCGAAGACCAGCUCCUGAUGCUGCACCAAUACCGAAGGAGUACCUCAUCAACCUAAUAGAUUCACCCGGUCAUAUCGAUUUCAGCAGCGAAGUAUCAACCGCAUCAAGAUUAUGUGAUGGUGCGGUAGUUCUAGUCGAUGCUGUCGAGGGUGUUUGCAGUCAAACUGUUACAGUUCUUCGUCAGACAUGGACGGAGAAGUUAAAACCGAUUCUGGUCAUCAACAAAAUAGACCGAUUGGUCACCGAGUUGAAGAUGACGCCUGGCGAAGCUUACAUUCACCUGAGCAAACUACUAGAACAGGUGAACGCUGUUCUGGGAAGUUUCUUCCAAGGAGAACGUAUGGAAGAAGAUCUUAACUGGCGAGAACGAAUGGACGAACGAGUAGCUGCAGCUGCGGCGCGAGAGUCAAAGAUAGGGGACAUCGAAAGCGAGGCAGGCGAUUUACAAUUCGAGGAACGAGAUGAUGAGGAGUUAUAUUUUGCCCCUGAGAAGAACAACGUCAUAUUUAGUAGCGCUAUAGACGGGUGGGCAUUUACCGUCAGACAGUUCGCAAGCUUGUACGAAAAGAAGCUCGGCAUAAAACGAAAUAUUAUGGAAAAGGUAUUAUGGGGUGAUUUCUACUUGGAUCCAAAGACCAAAAAAGUUUUGGGAAGGAAACAUCUAAAAGGUCGAAAUUUGAAGCCGAUGUUCGUCCAGUUAGUGCUUGAGCAGGUCUGGGCUGUAUAUCAAGCAACGACAGGUGGUGAUUAUGGAAAGGGGGAUUCCUCUUUACUGGAAAAAAUUACAAAGUCAUUAAACAUCACUCUUCCUCCCCAUAUCCUUCGGUCAAGGGAUCCUCGGCUAUUACUUACAACUGUUUUUUCGGCAUGGCUACCACUUUCGACAGCUUUAUUGGUAUCUGUUGUCGAAUCCUUACCAUCACCAAAAGUCGCCCAAGCAGAACGGUUGCCUGAGCUACUGGAAGACUCGCCUGGUUCAACUCACAUCGACCCUUCAGUUAAAGACGCUAUGGUAAAAUUUAAAACCGCGAAGUCAGACCCUGUCGUCGCAUAUGUCAGUAAGAUGGUGUCUAUUCCGGAAAGUGAACUCCCCGAGAACAAGAGGCGGACCGGUCAACUUAGCGCCGAAGAAGCGAGAGAGCUGGCCAGAAAAAAGCGAGCUGAAUUUGCUCGCGCUCAAGCGUCAGAAAGCAAUGGCGUGGAUGAUAUUGCCACGGCUCUCGACAGCGCUAAUCUAGACGACUUCAUUCCCGCGCCUGAAGAGAAAGUAGUUGAUCCAGAGCAUCUAAUAGGCUUCGCACGAAUGUAUUCCGGCACUCUAUCGGUGGGCGACGAGUUAUACGUUCUACCCCCGAAAUUCUCUCCAGCGAAUCCACAUGCAACCCCCGAGCCGAAGAAAGUUACUGUAACGGCCCUAUACAUGCUCAUGGGUCGCAAUUUGGAGUCAUUAAACUCCGUCCCAGCCGGUGUUGUUUUUGGUAUUGGUGGUCUCGAUGGCCACAUACUGAAAUCGGGAACCCUUUGUAGUCAACUCGAAGGCUCCGUCAACCUGGCAGGUGUCAAUAUGGCAGGAAAGCCUAUUGUACGAGUCGCUCUUGAGCCAGUGAAUCCAGCCGAUUUGGACAAAAUGAUCCAAGGUCUCAAACUCCUGGUACAGAGUGACCCCUGUGCCGAAUACGAGCAAUUCGAAAGCGGCGAGCACGUAUUACUUACAGCCGGCGAGUUACAUUUGGAGCGUUGUUUAACCGAUCUGAAGGAGAGAUUCGCAAGAUGUGAUAUUCAAGCGGGUGCGCCGAUCGUACCAUAUAGAGAGACGAUCGUGCGCGCUGAAGAGAUGAGACCACCGGUGAAUAAGGAAUUGGGAAGAGGUGUAGUUGUGGGUGUCACGAACUCGAAACAGGUCAGCGUUACGAUCCGAGUACGGCCAUUACCCGCAAAUGUCACGGAAUUCCUGCUCAAAAACCCUGGAUCUAUCAAGCGUCUAUACUCAGAGAAGAAGGCGCUAGACGAGUCAGAGCAAGAAAACGGGGUUGAUGGGGAACAACAGAUCGAAGCAGAUGAUGACAUCACAGAAGCCGACUGUUUGACUCCUGAAGAAUUGAAGAAACAACUUCAAGCUAGCUUAGAAAGUGGCAAAGGACGAGAAGGCUGGAAAGGGAUUAUCGACAAAAUAGCAGCCUUUGGGCCUCGACGGGUUGGACCGAAUUUACUCAUAGACGCUACGAAGGACGGACAUUUUCCGAAAGUCUUCUCCCAAGAGAAAGAGGAGGAUGGUACCAGCCCAAAGGCGGGCGAAACACUUCAUGCCGCCCAUCUAUGUGAUAAGGUCACGUACGCAUUCCAAUUGACCAUGAAUCAGGGGCCAUUGUGUAAUGAGCCGGUACAAGGUGUGGCUGUCAUAAUUGAAGAUAUGACGGUGGCCCCCACGGAAGAAGAAACCUCAGCUCGAGACCGACUUGGUAGGCUUACGGGUGAAGUCAUCAAGACUGUACAACAGUGCAUCCGUCAGGGAUUCUUGGAUUGGUCACCACGGCUUAUGCUCGCAAUGUACUCAUGCGAGAUCCAAGCUAGCACUGAGGUCCUAGGACGCGUAUAUGAAGUCCUAACAAGGCGCCGUGGACGUGUGCUAUCCGAACAAAUGAAAGAAGGAACGCCCUUUUUCACGAUCCAGUCUACCAUCCCAGUAGCCGAGUCCUUCGGUUUCGCAGACGAGAUGCGUAAGCGGACGUCCGGUGCUGCUCAGCCCCAACUUAUCUUUGCCGGGUUUGAGGUCCUGGUAGAUGAAGACCCAUUUUGGCAACCAUUUACUGAGGAUGACCUUGAGGACCUAGGCGAACUGGCUGAUAGGGAGAACGUGGCAAAGAGAUACAUGGAUGGAGUUAGACGAAGAAAGGGGUUGCUGGUAGAGGGUAGGGGGCAGAGAGUUGCGGCGGAGAAACAGAAGACGCUGAAACGGUAGAGUGAAUAGAGUGAAUAGGGGUGGAACUCGUUGCUCGGUUAGACAAUAGUAUGAGAGUGUGUGUAAGCAUGCAGUACUACUGGAUAGAGAUGGAUGUUGGUAAGAAUACCUCUGAGAGCCCUUGUAUUUAACACGGCAUAAAAGGCACAUGCAAAUCAUAGCGCACGAGCAUUACAACCCAACCACGUGUGAAGUAAAUUGUAGGAUAUUAUAGGUAGAUCACCCGCACUCCGUCAAUUAGCCCAAGCGAAGGAGGGAACACGUCGUAAAGGUAUCACACCCAUAUUGCCGCAUAAC
Molecule: messenger RNA, 4088 nt
Organism: Hypoxylon trugodes
Lineage: Eukaryota; Fungi; Ascomycota; Sordariomycetes; Xylariales; Hypoxylaceae
Product: P-loop containing nucleoside triphosphate hydrolase protein
Exons: 4
Coding region: 588-3791 (1067 amino acids)
Biological process (GO): cytosolic ribosome assembly
Cellular component (GO): cytosol; ribonucleoprotein complex
Molecular function (GO): ribosome binding; GTPase activity; GTP binding
Source: RefSeq, a predicted model, not a curated record